This is a messenger RNA of Penicillium bovifimosum, 552 nucleotides long. RefSeq lists its product as uncharacterized. The transcript is spliced from 2 exons. The record is from RefSeq and is a predicted model, not a curated record. Bases 1 to 552 code for a protein of 183 amino acids. NCBI's taxonomy places the organism in Eukaryota, Fungi, Ascomycota, Eurotiomycetes, Eurotiales, Aspergillaceae.
AUGGUGAGAGAUGAGAUGGCUCGAUGGCUAGCCUCGGGCGUCCUAACCUUUGACGAGCUUCUUCAUCUGCAGACACAAGUCGGAACCACGAUCGAGUUUCUGUACCCACCGUAUGCAGGCUCACGGAAAGAGCCAGACUUUAUGAUCCGCCCGGAUAACCGGCGACUUCCCACUCUGGUCAUGGAAUCGGGCUGGAGUGAAUCCUUUCCUCGGCUUCUAGGUGAUCUGAAUCUUUGGCUAGUGGGCGGCGCGGGUGCGGUUAACGCCACUAUCAUCUUGCAGUGGCAGACAAUCACUGGUACCAACCGGGUCGGGGGGAUGGCGGAGUUAUACACCCCAGAUGUGAACGGGACACCCGUUAUGCGCCAGCGAGAGCUUGUUUUCCCAGCCCCUCCCCAAUCCCAGACUCAAGAGUUCAGACUCACCAGGCGUAUGCUUUUUACGUCAACCUUUCCGGGAAGGAACCCUGACGACGUUAUCACCCUGAAGUUGGACCGCCUUAGGGUGGUGGCAACAGAAGGAUUGUCUUUGAUGGGCCUCGUCCCGGCGUGA